AUGCAGAAGCAAGAAGGGACAUCCAACUGUGGCUUGUUUGCCCUUGCAGUUGCAACCAGUCUGUGCUGUGGUGGCUUACCGGAAGAUUGUGACUGGCAAGAUGAAAUGCCUGGACAUCUGGUGAAGUGCAUUGAAGCUGGUGUGAUAUCGUCUUUCCCAAUGUCCAAUACCAGUCGAAAUCACCAACUUUACCACAGCAGCGAAGAGAUUGACAUAUAUUGCCAUUGCAGACAACCAUACAGAGAGAACAUUUUUAUGGUUCAGUGUGACAAGUGCCUGGAUUGGUUUCAUCGUGUUGUGAAAGAGUACCAAGAGUUGUUAAAAAGAAUACAUGUUUCUUUUGUAAAAACUGUAAAUAGAAAGAAUUACUGGUGA
Messenger RNA from Paramuricea clavata, 375 nucleotides. NCBI's taxonomy places the organism in Eukaryota, Metazoa, Cnidaria, Anthozoa, Malacalcyonacea, Plexauridae. The record is from the annotation of a GenBank genome assembly.